AUGCGCCAAAGCAUUGAUCUUUCACCCGCCAUAAUCACCACCAUGGCACCACCACCACCACCCUCUCUCAUUCUCUCUACCCUUUUCACUCUAAUUCUCUCCUCCCUCUUAUCUUCGCCGGCGCUGGCCGAGCCCAACGCCGCCCACCAUCCCCACCAUCCCCACCAUCCCCACCAUCCCCACCUCCACCUCCGGUCACUCCACUUCUCCCUCUUCCAGCACGAAACAAUCAACAAAACCGGCUACUUCAUCGUGCCGGGGGUGGCUGGCCCAGGAGUGAGCCAAACCACCACCCCAUUCGGCACCAUGUUUGUUUUUCGCGACCCUUUAACCACGGCUCCCGACCGAGCAUCGAAGCUGGUCGGCACGUCGGAGGGAACCUCCAUAACCUCUAGCCUCGAUGGCUUGCGAAGCCUUAGCAUAGCGAAGAUCAGCUUGCGUUUGAGGAACCAUACCGGUUCGCUCUCCAUCGUGGGUGGGACCCAUAAUGUUAAACCGUCGAACCACCCCAUUGUCGGAGGGACCGGAGAUUUCUUGUUCGUACAAGGCUACGUGACGUCAUCUCCGGUGGAUCUGGUCGGAAUCACGGUGGUUUACAAGUUGGAAUUUCAUAUUUACUGGCCGCCCUACGCAUAAUUUACUUUACUUUAUACAAAAUUUCAGGUUU
Molecule: messenger RNA, 667 nt
Organism: Cucurbita pepo subsp. pepo (vegetable marrow)
Lineage: Eukaryota; Viridiplantae; Streptophyta; Magnoliopsida; Cucurbitales; Cucurbitaceae
Product: dirigent protein 2
Source: RefSeq, a predicted model, not a curated record